CUUCGGAGCAGCAUCCUGGUCACUCCACUGACGUCACGCCAUUUUCCAUCGACCACGAAGGGGCAUAAAUUAGCGGGACGAGCAUCGAUAAUCUGCGCUUCGAUCUACAUCUAAAACGAUAAAAUCAUGCAUCGUGACUGUCCCCUUGACUGUAAGGUCUACGUUGGAAAUUUGGGCAACAAUGGAAACAAGACAGAGUUAGAGAGGGCAUUUGGCUACUAUGGUCCUCUCAGAAGUGUUUGGGUGGCCAGAAACCCCCCAGGCUUUGCCUUUGUGGAGUUUGAAGAUCCCAGAGAUGCAACUGAUGCUGUACGGGAGCUCGAUGGGAGAACAUUGUGUGGCUGCCGAGUGCGAGUGGAGUUAUCUACUGGUGAGAAGCGUAGCCGCACCCGUGGCGCUCCCCCUUCGUGGAGCAGGCGUCCUAGAGACCGAGAUGACUACAGGCGCCGUAGCCCACCCCCCAGACGCAGAUCCCCACGCAGGAGGAGCUUCAGCCGCAGCCGUAGCAGGUCUUUCUCCAGAGACAGGAGGAGAGAGAGGUCCCUCUCCCGGGACAGGAACCACAAACCUUCGAGGUCGUUUUCUCGAUCAAGGAGCCGCUCCAGGUCUAAUGGCAGAAGAUAAAAGGUCUGUCAGGUGUAAAGGGAGAUGAAGAUGAACGGUUUUACAGGCUUUGCCGUUUCAUAUGAUGGACUUCAUUGUGACCUUGUGGUCACUUGUUUUUGUUUUUUUGUUUUCCCCAUCUUUUUUAAAACAAUCAAGCAUUUUAGUGUCUCGCCCUUUUUCUUAUUGUGGUAACUUUCAAAUACAUUGACUGGGCGUGUGCAGGUGUAAUGCCUCACCUGUGCCACGUCUCUCUUGUUGGUCCUGAAACGGUAGUGACACCCAGCAUUCCAGUUCAGCAGUUAAUCUCUUUGAAUUUUUUUUUUGUUUUUGAAGAAUGUACUGUGUAGACAUCGUGUGAGUAGUUUGUGAUUUUUCACUGUGUAAAUGUCAGCUUUUUUUUUUUUUUUUUUUAAAGAGAUGUGAUAAAACCCUUUUUGUUUGUAAGCCAACCAUUUUUGACUUGCUACACUCUUCAUAAUGAAGGUUUCCAUCUGUAUGUGGUUGGCUGUUUUAAAAAAAAGAAACAGCCCAUUCAAAUGCAAGUCUAUCCCAUUGAUUCAAAAUGGGUUUAAGGAGCAGAGGUCAGGUUUGUGUCUGAAGUUUUCCAUUUUUCUUUUGUUUGAUACUAUGUGAAGUUGUCACAAUUAAAAAAAAAAUACUGGUUGGUU
Messenger RNA from Archocentrus centrarchus (flier cichlid), 1274 nucleotides. RefSeq names its product serine and arginine rich splicing factor 3b (gene srsf3b). The transcript has 6 exons. NCBI's taxonomy places the organism in Eukaryota, Metazoa, Chordata, Actinopteri, Cichliformes, Cichlidae. The coding region runs from base 127 to 624 and encodes 165 amino acids. The record is from RefSeq and is a predicted model, not a curated record. Gene Ontology annotation, molecular function: RNA binding.